CGAACGUCCGCAGAAAAAAGCAUGGCGGAUUUUACGCUCCUAAAUCUGACUGCGAAAAAUGAUACAAUGACGAGAAAUCAAGUUCUGCAACAGUCUUUACCGAUGGGAGAAGAUGACACACUGUACUUCUUCCAGGAGGAGUCUUGCAUUGAAACCCCAUACUAUAACCAAGGAGGUUUCAAUCACAACCAUACAGCUACGGUCCCUAUGGUACAGGAUGAGGUUUACAUGGAGAACCCUUAUUACAACAACCAUACAGCUAUGGUCCCUAUGACACAGGAGUUUUACAUGGAAACCCUUUACUACAACAACCAUAUGGCUGCUGUCCCUAUGGCACAGGAGUUUUACAUGGAACCCCCUAACUACAACCAUGUAGCUAUGGUCCCUAUGGCACAGGAGUUUUACAUGGAAAACCCUUGCUACAACCAUGCAGCUAUGGUCCCUAUGACACAGGAGUUUUACAUGGAAACCGCUUACUACAACUACAACUACAACAACAAAAAUAACCAUGCAGUUAUGGUCCCUAUGGCACAGGAGUUUUACAUGGAAACCCCUUACUACAACCCUGCAGCCAUGGUCCCUAUGGCACAGAAGUUUUACAAGAAGACCUCCAACUACAGUACAACAGUGGUCCCUCUGACACAGGAGUGGAUGUUCAGGCUUCAGACCAACAUGGACGACGGUUACGGCUCAACCUGGAUCAUGGAAAAGUUCCUCACAAGUCUCUCAGAAUGUGAGAGGGAAACACCACCAACAUACCAGGAUGCCUCUGUGCAAGAAUUUGCUUCCCAAUGCAACUCAGGAGUUGGCAACAAUCAGAAGAGUUGGACCAGUCAACCUAGGAACAGGUUUGGAGAAACAGUCUCUGAGGAUGCCAACAAUAGGACCGCAUCUGAGGUGACCCAACCUCAAUCGGCGCCACCAAGUGAUACUGGAAAGAACUGCAGCAACGUCAGUGUGAAUGCUUCAGUCUGUUUGUCACCCUCCAACAAGUUUGCUGGUGAUGGGAAUGAACUUAAGAGACUGGAGGAGGCUGAGUUGCUUCACAGCCCUGACAUAGAGGGUUGGAUGUUCUGGUCAAGAAGUGAGGCGGGGUCAAUAUAUUAUUCAGAGGAUGAGAUGUCAGAGGAGAUGACAGGACACAGCAUCGGUCCUGAUGUUGACAGAAUGGAGGAGAGACUGGUUUUCCCUACCCCCAGUGUGCCAGAUAGACUGGUCAACAGUGAAGAUUGGGUCUUCUGGUCAAGAAGUGAGGCGGGGUCAAUAUAUUAUUCAGAGGAUAAGAUGUCAGAGAAGAUGACAGGACACAGCUGCAUUGGUCCUGAUGUUGACAGAAUGGAGGAGAGACUGGUUUUCCCUACCCCCAGUGUGCCAGAUAGACUGGUCAACAGUGAAGGUUGGGUCUUCUGGUCAAGAAGUGAGGCGGGGUCAAUUUAUUAUUCAGAGGAUGAAAUGUCAGAGGUGAUGACAGGACACAGCAUCGGUCCUGAUGUUGACAGAAUGGAGGAGAGACUGGUUUUUCCUAUCUUCAGUGUGCCAGAUAGACUACUGGUAGUGAACAAGUUGUCAGAUUACCCCUCAGAAGAGAUCCAGCUCCUGGAUCACAUUGAGGUAGAUCAUCAGUCUGAUGGUACAGAGGAUCUGGAGGAGAUCCAGCUCUUGGAUUUCAUUGAGCAGCUGCAGCUAGAUCAUUCAUCUGAUGGUACAGAGGAGAACUUCCAACUCCUGGAUCCCUUUGAGGUAAAUUAGGCACUGCUUGGUACAA
Molecule: messenger RNA, 1765 nt
Organism: Branchiostoma belcheri (Belcher's lancelet)
Lineage: Eukaryota; Metazoa; Chordata; Leptocardii; Amphioxiformes; Branchiostomatidae
Exons: 2
Coding region: 22-1749 (575 amino acids)
Source: RefSeq, a predicted model, not a curated record